Molecule: messenger RNA, 1530 nt
Organism: Selaginella moellendorffii
Lineage: Eukaryota; Viridiplantae; Streptophyta; Lycopodiopsida; Selaginellales; Selaginellaceae
Exons: 6
Coding region: 102-1511 (469 amino acids)
Biological process (GO): charged-tRNA amino acid modification
Cellular component (GO): cytoplasm
Molecular function (GO): tRNA adenosine(64)-2'-O-ribosylphosphate transferase activity
Source: RefSeq, a predicted model, not a curated record
UGCGAGGGAGCUGGAGCCCGAGCACGCCGCAGCCUAUGUAAUGCUCUUCGGACUUUACAGCACGGAAGAACCCUAAUUUCCUGGGAAUUAGGGUUCUAGAGAUGGAGAUGGAGAAUGAGCGCAGCAUCUACAAGAUCGCCAGGAGCAUCAAGCGCAAGGAGCAGUCGCUCUACAAUGCGUUGCGCUCCAUCUACGAUGACGCCGGGUUCGUGGCGGAGAUUCGAGCCCUCAGGCCUGCACUUCCGCUGGUGGCAAAUCUUCGGUGUGGGCUGUGGUAUGCGCGCAAAUUCGAUGAUACGUGCUACUUCAAAUCCACCGAUGGCCAUACGGGGAAUUGGGGCUUCAAUCCUGCGCGGCUCAACAUCCACAUUGCCGCCAUUGCUGCGCGAUCUGGAGGCUGCAUGAUCGUGGAUUCGACCAGGAAAGGGAAAAGAUUUCCCGACAGUAUGUCCAAGACGAUUCCAAUAUGGACAUGCGUGAUGAAUCGAGGGAUAUCAAUGCUGCUCGAUCCGGACAAGCGCAAGAGCUGGGAUUGCGAGCUCCAUCUCCCUAGCUGGGUGUCCGAGACCGAGAAGUCGUGCAUCCAAGCCCGGCUGGAUCAAUGGGUGGGAGUUUUGCUAGCGAGUGGAGCCGACUUGGCGGGCUUGGCAGCGUCACUCGAGAGGCCUCUCCGACCACUUUGGAUAUCUCAGCGAUCACUGAUAUGGCUGGACGAGAUCCCGGAGCCGGGCUCGCUGGACUUUACACCGGUGAUCCUCGUCUCGGCAUCCAGGCCGAGAGCUCUAGAGAGGUGUAGUGAUUCGGAGGCAGGAUGGAGCUACAUUCCUGGCGCCGGUGAUGACGAAGAGAGCUGGGCUCGAGGAUUGACGCCAGGGAUGUUUUGGAGCAAUGCUCUGGACAUCAUCGAUGCCGGCCCCGAUGAAUGCAACGCGAAGGUGGCGGAGGUUGUGAGGAGGGAUGGGAGGCCUUGGAAAGUUUUGCAAGGGUGGGAGGGAAACGGGAUUCAUGGUGAGAUAGCGAAUGGAGAUACAGGAAUUCGAUGGAUUGGAAACACUGGUCUGGCGCUUGGUGCAAUUCAACCACAGGAACUCUUAUCAAUCAAGAAUGUCUCCGUUAUAGACUGCUCUGGACAUCUUGAUGUUUCAUUCUUGGGCGAAGGCUAUUUUCUUUCCCUAGACAUUCAGGAUUCUAAGUUUGAUCGGUAUUGUCUACAAAAUAAUCUUCCAGCCAUUGUUGAGUUUGCAAUAAGAAGUUUGGGUAAGAAAAGGAACCUCUUGGUUUGUUGCAGAAAUGGAGGAAAUAUCAGUGUCUCAGUUUGUUUAGCAAUCUUGAUGGCUUGCUUUAAUAAAGAUGGAGUUUUCUCUUAUGAAAAUCUUGCAAUUCAAGUUAUGAAAGAGGACAUUCGAGAAAAAUUAGUUUACGUAUCUGCCUAUGUACCAAAUGUUUAUCCUUCUCGAGGUAAUUUAAAACAGGUGUACAAUUAUUUUAAAAAAAGAAAAAAUAUAUCAUAAAGUGGCUACUUUUAAUUUA